Lates calcarifer (barramundi perch) is the source of this 1387-nucleotide messenger RNA. RefSeq lists its product as uncharacterized. The transcript is spliced from 10 exons. NCBI's taxonomy places the organism in Eukaryota, Metazoa, Chordata, Actinopteri, Centropomidae. Bases 166 to 1158 code for a protein of 330 amino acids. The record is from RefSeq and is a predicted model, not a curated record.
GUCCAGGUCUCUCCUGCUUGGCACAACUGCCAAGAGCAUCCCCUGGUACUGGGGAUUGCAUCAAGCGUCUCCAGCUACCUCUCCAUCCACGAGGACCAGAGUCCACCACAGCCCCAGCAGCUCAACUUCUCCAUUCACAAGGAAAGGACACCACCAGAUCUACAGAUGUCCAGCACCUCUAAGGAGGCUCCAUCCUACACAGGCAACAUUAAACCUGUGAGGAAAAUGACAAGGGACACUUUUGAAGCCUCGCUGAGUGGUGAAAGAAGCCCAGAGCCAGAGAGGAAGAGGAUGGAGAUGAACUCCAAGAAGGUUUCGUCUGAGGCUACACCCAGCACGUCCAAAGCUAAGCCUCAGAGGAAAAGGAUAACAGCCACAUUUGUAAAGCAGAGGAAGAAUAAGAGGAUGAUGCCUCACAUUCCCAGACAGGCUCCAUCUGAAGGCCCAUCCAACACAGCUGCAGAUAAACCAGCAAGGAAAAGGACCCGGGCCACUUUGGAAGCUGCACACAGUGGGAGCAGAAAUCUGGACAGCACAUCGCCAGAGAGGAAGAAGAUGAACCCAGGUGGUGCGCAGACACACAAAGAGUUGCUUCAAAACUAUAAAGAGGCUCCAACUGAAGCUACAGCCAGCACGAGCCAAGCUAAACCUCAGAGGAAAAGGACCUGGGCCACUUUCAUAGCUUCAUACAGUGGGAUUAAACGUCUAGACACCGGCUCACCAGAGAGGAAGAAGCUGAAGAUGAGCUUGUAUGAAGUGAAGACAAUAACAGGGUUGCCUCAGAACUCUAAAGAAGCUUCAACUGAAGCUACAUCCAGCACGGACAGAGCUAAGCCUCAGAGGAAAAGGACCUGGGCCACGUUUAUAACUUCACACACUGGGAUUAGACGUUAUGACACUGGCUCACCGGAGAGGAAAAAGAAGAAGAUGAGCUUGGAUGAGGUGGAGACACAAACAGCAACGCUCCACAACUCUCACCAGGCUUCAUCCAGCAAAGCCAACGGUUCAGAGAUUGGAGAAGCUCCAGACUGCUCAUCUCCAAAGACGAAAACAGGAAGGAAAGGAAGGGGAAGAAGCAAAAGUGUGGAUUGGCUGAGGACACGCAGAAAAGUCUACCAGAUGCAAAAACCCUCAGUGACUCUGAGGAGGUCUUGGUGACUGUCGGCCAGGCCAAAUCUCUGAGGAGAAGAGAAGUCGGGUAGAGAAGAUGGGUAAGGAUUGAGAGAACUGCAACAGGUACAUGUUGUAUCACGUCUCUGCCUGUAUCACAUUUUGAUGAUCAUUAGAGUGUAGGAGUCAAGACACAGUGACAGUUUUGUGCAGAAAUCCAGACUGCAGCUCCCGAUAGAGGAAGAGGAUCACGAUGAGCCUGGAUGAGGCUGAACCA